GAAACCCCGGAAUUCGUACCGGCGUGUGUGAGAUAUCUUUCAACUCCAAUCCAAAAUAAUUCCACGUUUCGCAUUCAUUAGAUCCCCCAUCCGAGAAACCUUUUUCUGGUCGCCACCACCCUUGGGCAAAUCAGCUCCCAGCACCCUCGAACGCAGUCGACAUGUCCACCGGAGCGGCCAUCGUGCUGAGCGCCACUGUCGCCGGCGCUACCUCUGCGUGCCUCCUCCAGCGACAGCGCUCCCUCCGCCUCCCUCGCGUGUCAUGCCACCGGGGAAGCCACGAUCGAAGCGAGGAUCCUCGGCCGACCCUGCUGCAACGGCGAGGCUUGCUGAUCGUCGGUUUGGGAGGGCUAUGCAGCGUGGCCGCGGGGCCGAUCGUGCUCGCGGAGCCGGUGGAUUCGUCCAAGCUAACGGCGAUGGAGACCGAGGACGAGCUGCUGCGCGUGGAGGAGUUCGGAACGCAGCCCCGGAGGUUGGACCCCACCAGGCCGCUCCGGGUGUUGGUGGCGAGGCCCAAGAAGAGCCGCACCAAGGCGGAGAAGGAGCAGGAGGUGGAGGUACUUCAGAUCAACGGCAUACAGGUGGAUCCGAGAAGGGCAACUCGCUUCGAUGUCUACAUCGCUGCCCCGCGCGGCGACCUCGCAGGGCCGGGUCUUGGGGAGUUCGCAGGCAUCUUCCUGAAGCUGCCGUACAAAAGGGAGGACAGCGUCGUCGUGAGGACGGCAGGUCUCAAGCUGGGUCUCACCUCACUGCUGGACGACAUGAAUGCCGAUGACGCUGAAAAGCUGGUGGUCUCUUUGGUUCUUCGUGCGGGCGACGUUACUGUGGGAGAUAUUAGUAUCAAUCUGAGGAAGACUGAUAUGGCCAGAGAUAUGUAGAAGAUUAUGU
Messenger RNA from Musa acuminata subsp. malaccensis (wild Malaysian banana), 888 nucleotides. Its product is annotated as polyphenol oxidase, chloroplastic. NCBI's taxonomy places the organism in Eukaryota, Viridiplantae, Streptophyta, Magnoliopsida, Zingiberales, Musaceae. The record is from RefSeq and is a predicted model, not a curated record. Gene Ontology annotation, molecular function: catechol oxidase activity.